ACUUAAAAGGAACGAGUUUUCAUUUACACAUAGCAGAGUUCAAACGAAGAAAUGGAGGCAAUACUCAGUGUUCUCGGCUUGGAGUGGGUCGAUGGCAGAAGUUUAUUAAUAUUUUUCUGUGUUUUUCUGCUGCUGGCUGAUGUUUGGAAGAACAGAGUGCCGAAAAACUUCCCUCCUGGACCGUGGGCUCUGCCUUUUAUUGGUGAUCUGCAUCGUAUCCAACCUGCAAGACUUCAUCUGCAGUUCACAGAGUUUGCAGAGAAAUAUGGAAACAUCUUCAGCCUUCGUCUCUUUGGUGGAAGGGUUGUGAUCUUAAAUGGCUACAAAACUGUGAAAGAAGCCCUGGUCCAACGAGGAGAAGACUAUGUAGAUCGUCCGUCUGUACCUUUGUCUCAAGAAAUAUUUGGGAAACAAGCAAAAGGCAUUGUGAUGUCAAAUGGUCAUCUAUGGAAGCAGCAGAGGAGAUUUGCUCUUCAUACACUCAGAAACUUUGGUCUGGGCAAGAAGACUCUGGAGCUUUUCAUCCAGGAGGAGUGUCGAUAUCUCACGGAGGAGUUUGCAGAUCAGCAAGCAAAGUCUUUCAGUGCUCAGAAAGCGAUCAACAAUGCUGUGUCCAACAUCAUCUGCUGUUUGGUGUUUGGGCAUCGAUUUGAGUACACUGAUCAGAAGCACCAGACUAUUCUCAACCACUUAAAUGAACUAAUGUACUUACAGGGAAGUUUAUCCGUCCAGAUUUACAACAUGGUACCCUGGCUGAUGAAAUGGCUGCCUGGAUCUCAUCGGAGGACACUUACUCUGAUGCAUAAAAUCAUGGACUUCAUAGAAAUCAAGGUCAAAGAACACAGAGCAAAUCUCGACCCCUCAUCACCAAGAGACUACAUCGACUCCUUCCUCAUAGAAAUGGGAGAUAAGGAGGACAAAGAAGCUGGUUUUGAUAUCACCAAUUUGUGUUUUUGCACUGUUGACCUGUUUGGUGCUGGAACUGAAACUACUACCACUACUUUACACUGGGGGCUGCUGUACAUGAUGUAUUACCCUGACAUACAGAAGAGAGUCCAGGCUGAGAUAGAUGCUGUGAUUGGUUCAUCCAGACAGCCCUCCAUGACUGACAGAGAAAACAUGCCCUAUACUGAUGCAGUCAUCCAUGAAAUACAGAGAAUGGGCAACAUCAUCCCACUGAAUGUAGUCCACAUGGCAAGCAGGGACACCACACUGGAUAAGUACACAAUCCCAAAGGGCACCAUGUUAAUGGCUACACUGACCUCGGUUCUGCACGAUGAGUCGAUGUGGGAAACUCCACACUCCUUCAACCCUCAGCACUUUCUGGACCAGGAUGGGAAAUUCAGGAAGAGAGAGGCCUUCCUUCCUUUUUCUGCAGGAAAGCGGGUUUGUCUUGGUGAACCUCUGGCCAAGAUGGAGUUAUUCCUCUUUUUCACCUCCCUCCUUCAGAGGUUUUCAUUCUCGGCGCCUGCUGGAGAGAAGCCCAGUCUGGAGUUUGUCCUGGGAGCUACUCACGCUCCCAAACCUUACCGCCUCUGUGCCACACCAAGAUAAACCACAACACACAAUGAAUCACUGUGUUCCUUUACAUUUAUCUCCUAAAGCAUCAAGAAUAGCUGCCGUAUAAAUUUCUUUUUCUGUACUGUACAAUAAAUAUAAUUUGGAAGUAUUUUCAGCCAGUACACAUUUUCAAUCAACCUUUAUGCAAUAUUAAUCUCUUGUCUUCAAUGAUUCACACUCUUGUUGUUGACAGAAAUCACUGGGAAUCAUGUUCCUACACUCAUUUUUACAACACACAGACUUACAAAAACGUAAUUUGUGUGUAAAUCAAUAAACUGAGAUGAACUUUU
Messenger RNA from Acanthochromis polyacanthus (spiny chromis), 1850 nucleotides. Its product is annotated as cytochrome P450 2J4-like. Gene Ontology annotation, cellular component: cytoplasm; intracellular membrane-bounded organelle. Gene Ontology annotation, biological process: xenobiotic metabolic process. The coding region runs from base 52 to 1554 and encodes 500 amino acids. The record is from RefSeq and is a predicted model, not a curated record. The transcript is spliced from 9 exons. Lineage: Eukaryota; Metazoa; Chordata; Actinopteri; Pomacentridae. Gene Ontology annotation, molecular function: oxidoreductase activity, acting on paired donors, with incorporation or reduction of molecular oxygen, reduced flavin or flavoprotein as one donor, and incorporation of one atom of oxygen; iron ion binding; heme binding.